Molecule: messenger RNA, 1511 nt
Organism: Punica granatum (pomegranate)
Lineage: Eukaryota; Viridiplantae; Streptophyta; Magnoliopsida; Myrtales; Lythraceae
Source: RefSeq, a predicted model, not a curated record
GCACGAUAACGGUCAACGGUCUUUCCACCCCAUUAAUUCCAUCAGCGGAGAUAUAUACAAAAGAACGAUCCUUUCUCCCGAAGACACGCAGACAGAAGCAGAGCAGAGUAUGAGAAAUUUCCUCUGUCAUCUGCGCCUCCUCGUACUUUGCUUCUCCUUCUUCGCCCCGCUGGCUUCUCCCGCCAUACUAUUUCAGGGGUUCAACUGGGAAUCAAGCAAGAAAGGGGGAUGGUACAAUUCCCUCAAAUCCUUAGUUCUCGACUUGGCCGGAGCUGGAAUCACCCAUGUCUGGCUUCCUCCUCCCUCCCAAUCCGCCGCUCCCGAAGGAUAUUUACCGGGGAGGUUAUACGAUCUUGACGUCUCGAAGUACGGGACGCGUGACGAGCUCAAGUCCUUGAUCGAUGCCUUCCAUCAAGCAGGCAUCAAAUGCCUGGCUGAUGUAGUAAUCAACCACCGGACCGCGGAGAAGCAGGACGGAAGAGGAAUAUGGUGCAUCUUUGAGGGCGGGACGCCUGACGGUCGGCUUGACUGGGGGCCUUCCUUCAUCUGUCGGGACGACGCCAAUUAUUCUGACGGGAAAGGGAACCUCGACUCAGGCCUGCCCUAUGACCCCGCCCCGGACAUCGACCACCUGAACACUCAGGUCCAGAAUGAGCUGUCGGACUGGAUGAAUUGGCUGAAGUCCGAGAUUGGGUUCGAUGGCUGGAGGUUCGAUUUUGUUAGGGGAUAUGCCCCCAGUAUAACCAAAAUCUACAUGGACAAGACGAGCCCGAAUUUCGCAGUUGGGGAGAAGUGGGAAGAGCUUUCGAAUGGGCCGGAUGGGAAGCCCAAUCAGGACCAGGGUCUGCACCGCGAGGCAUUGGCCAACUGGGUGCGGGACGCCGGUGGGGCAGUCACAGCCUUCGACUUCACCACAAAGGGGAUCCUCCAGGCCGCCGUGCAGGGGGAGCUCUCGCGGCUCAAGGACUCAAACGGGAACCCACCAGGGAUGAUCGGCCUGAUGCCCGAGAAAGCAGUCACCUUCGUAGAUAACCACGACACGGGGUCGACUCAGAAACAGUGGCCAUUCCCUUCCGAUAAGGUCAUGCAGGGGUACGCGUACAUCCUCACGCAUCCGGGCACCCCAACAGUUUUCUACGAUCACUUCUUCGACUGGGGGCUGAAGGAGGAGAUCAGCAAGCUGAUAUCAAUCCGGGCGAGGAACGGGAUCAAUGAGAAGAGCAGAGUGAAGAUCGUGGCCGCCGAUGCCGACCUCUAUGUUGCAGCCAUCGGUGAUGAUGAGAAGAUCAUGAUGAAGAUAGGACCGAGGUACGACGUUGGAGGGCUUGUUCCAAGCAAUUACCAGAUUGCCACCUCUGGGAACGACUACGCUGUGUGGGAGAAGAAGGCAGUUUGAAAAACUCUCUGAUGGAAGAUAGCUAAGAACUAAUCUCAUUUGUGAUCAUCAACAAAUAAUAAGAAGAUGACUCUUCCUAUGGUAAUAAUAAAUGCCUUUCUUUUUUUUUUUGAAA